Messenger RNA from Alnus glutinosa, 1900 nucleotides. RefSeq names its product RHOMBOID-like protein 13. The record is from RefSeq and is a predicted model, not a curated record. Bases 721 to 1536 code for a protein of 271 amino acids. Gene Ontology annotation, cellular component: membrane. The transcript has a single exon. Gene Ontology annotation, molecular function: serine-type endopeptidase activity. NCBI's taxonomy places the organism in Eukaryota, Viridiplantae, Streptophyta, Magnoliopsida, Fagales, Betulaceae.
CACCUUCAAGAGUUGAUCCUUCUACGCCCAAAGAAAGAGUUUUCAAUUGCUCCUUUCCAACACUCUUGCCUUCCCCUUCGUCAGUAGCAUCGACGAGGAAAUUCCGCCCCACCGCCCGCAACAUCAGCUGCGCACUCAACUUCAGCAUAAAGUCCCAGAAAAUCUAGUGCCAGCCAAGAACUCAAAUCGAUUCGAUGCCAUAAGUUGAGCCUUUUCUUUUUAAACCCUAAUUCUUUGCUUGUUUGAUCUCACAAAUCCGAACUAUUUUGCAUUUAAUAUAUUUUUCUCAGGAGUGGAAAAAAAAAUAAUCUGAAGAAUCUUAUAAUCAGGGUUUUUCUUUUUUUUUUUCAUUGUUGUGCAUGGAACUUUUCUGCACCUUCUUGUAGAUUCAUUGAGAAAGAUUAGUUUUUGGACUGAUUUGCUGGAAGCCCAGUUCUCAGAUUGGUUCUUUCUGUCAAUUGGAAUAGUGGGUUGUGUACGUGUUCACCUUUUUGGGUGGGUUUUUUAUGAUCUAAGUUUCUUAAGUGAUGAAUUCUGAGAUGGGUUUCACAUUCUUGUGAAGGAUUAAUAAGGUUUUAAAAACCCCUUUAUUUGGGGGGCUUUGAAGAAGCUGUAUAUCAUGUUUGAUUAUUCCUGUGGAAAUUAUAGUACUGGGUUUAUAUAAUUUAGUUUGAAACACUCUGGAGAUAGAAGAGAGAAAGUAAAAAGGGGUUGUUAUAGAUGGGGAAGCCUUUGUUCUAUGAGAUUUUGGAAAAACCAGCCACAAGUUGUAUUAUAGGAAUAUGUAGUGCAAUAUGGUUUUACAUACAAAAGAAAAACAUUGGGUAUUCACAUGUGGGUUUGAGUUAUGAAACCGCCAUUGAAGGGCACCAUUGGAGGAUAAUAACUUCGGGUUUUUCCCAUAUAAGUAUUCUUCAUCUUGUUUUUAAUAUGAGUGCACUUUGGAGUCUGGGGGUAGUGGAACAGUUGGGGCAUGUCGGCCUUGGUGUGGAAUAUUAUCUUCAGUACACGCUGGUCUUGGUUGUAUUAUCAGGUGUGUUAGUUUUGGGAAUGUACCAUAUACUGAUUCAAAGAUUUAAGAUUGAGUAUUUUCGGAGAGUGACAGCUGUUGGAUAUUCUUGUGUCGUUUUUGGGUGGAUGACGAUUCUUUCCAUGAAGCAGCCUUCUUCAAAGUUGGAACUUUUUGGGUUUCUAUCGCUUCCAAUUAGUUUUGCGCCAUUUGAGUCGCUCAUUUUUACUUCAAUUAUCGUUCCACAAGCAAGUUUUCUUGGGCAUUUAUCAGGAAUUAUUGUUGGUUAUGCUAUUGCUUGGGGUUUAAUUCAUGGAAUGAACAAUUACUGGGCGGUUUCCAUGUUGGGCUGGAUUGUGCUUGUGUUUGUGUUUAGUUUGAAGCGAUCCGGUGCAUAUGAUUUCAACUUUCUUGAGAUUGAAUCUAUUACAGAUCCCUCCUUGCCUUCUGUGCGAUUUCUUGCAUCAGGUAAUGGUAGAACGUUGCAGAUGAGUGCAUUACCAGUUGGAGAUGUGGAACUUGUGUAAUUUUUAGUCAAGAUUUUUUCAUAUAAUUGAAUGUGGGCUUAACUCACUUUGGAGUUUUGUUUUUGUAUGAUUUUGAUUUGCCAAACUAUAUGAUUACAUAUAAAAGUGCUAUAAUGUCCACGAGUCAACAGAUUAUGUUGCCUUCUUUGGUAAUGCAAAGUUUUAAGGUUCAUCUCUUCAACUCAUUUGAGUGGCAGGUACAUGUUGGUGCUACUCAAUGCAUUACCGAAGUUUUCAAAUUAUGGUUAGUUAGCAAAAUAGGCUAUUGUCAAUUGGAUUUGUAGCUCUGCUUAGUUGAAUAGCUUCUACAGAAUGUUACCAUUGUUUUCUCUAAGAAAUGAAAGUGAAUUUGUUUGACUUUGAA